CGUAGCACAAACCAGUCACAGUUUGCGAUACUAAUACACAAUAAAAUGGAUUUUUAUGCUGGAACAUUGUUCACCCUGUUGAUGCUAGCUUUUGUCAAUACAGGUGAUAGCCAAGCAUAUGAUAAAAAAUACCUGUUUGUCUCGUACGGCCAUGCCGCUCAGGUCAAUUGCAAUUUGAGAGAGAACGAUUUAAACGUAACACUAUACGUAAAACGAUACAAUCCGACGGCUAGAAAAGUUGUCGUGGAUAACGUGAAGUGGACCGAGCAAAAUGGCUUGUUUACUAUGCAAGGAGUGCGUCCCCUUGAUGGUGGGAAUUAUUUCUGUAAGGUGGUGAAUAUAUCUGGACAUGAAAGAAUAACAACAAACGUUUAUGUAAUCCCCAUUGUUGCACCUUCGACAAACAAAUUCAAACUUGAUGUAACACCUCACAGUGUCUCACUACACUACGAAGAUUAUGCAAACAUAAGUUGCAGUUCGUUUGGCAAAAGAGAACUCAAGUGGUAUAAAAUAGGUCCUCGUGAGAAGUUGAUGGACGUCGAUAAUGAAGAUAUCAUUGAUGAUGAUCAUUAUGAUACAGACGGUGGAACUCGUUUGUAUCACAGUAGAUUGAUCUUGUCACUCAAAGAUGUGACCAAUCAGAAUGCUGGAAGGUACAAAUGCAUCGCACGGUCUAAUGGACAGGAACUUGCAAAAAAUGUUGUAGUCAUCGUGAGAAAUCCAAAGAAACCAGUAAUCCGACAUUUCCCUCCAGUUGUGAUUGCCAGUGAAGGCAUCUCUGUUACAAUAAAAUGUAAAAUUAAAGGAAGUCCCAGACCAAAGAUGACUUGGUACAAAGACGAUCGACUCUUAGCCAUUUGUGAAGGAGGCAGAUCUCAAAAAUGUCAAUCGUUUACAAAGUUAAAACUGAGUUCAAGAAAAAUACAAUGACUCUGCAUCGGUUGUCUUAUAGACGGAACGAUGGUACUUACAUGCGAAGUUGAAAAUUUCGUGGGAAAAGCUUUAUCUUCGACAAAACUAAAUGUUUUUAGUAAGCCAAAGCUUUCAAAACGCUCAGAUAUCAACUUCAAUAAAAUCGUUUCUAUCUAUUAUUCGCGAUCCCGAAAAGUCCUGCUAUACUGCGAUGCAAAGUUGUCAGCGGUAAUCCAAAGCCUGUCAUCAGUUGGGAAUUUCAAUCUUUUGACUGUUUAAAGAAUACAUUUGCAUGUAAGCCAAAGGAACAGAAUUGGAAAAAGUUUGUUAAUGGAGGUAAGAAAGAACACGAGUUUGUAGUGCAGCCACCAUUUGGAGCUGGAUUUUAUCGGUGUGUAGCCACAAAUUUAGUUAGCAGAGACUAUCAAGUAUUUGCUGUGACACGCACAGUGAAUGACUCCUCCAGACGAAGAUAUCUUUAGAUAACUGUUUGCUGUUCACAAUUAAAUGAAUAAUGUGGCAAAUAAAUUGUUUUUGACACAUGUUCAUAAUUUAACAUGCAAUAAACAAUAGCAGAAAUCUGUUUUUAUUUAAUCUGAAGAUGUAUCAAAUCUCGGGUUCUCGUGAUAGCCAUCGCCUUCGGUUGAGAAUGGCCAAAUUUGGUCUUAAUAGUUUCUUGCAAUUUGCAUGACCUUACUUAGUUAUUGUUGAUCUCUACACACAUUCACUCGUCGAAAUAUGUAAUUGAUUAUUCACAUUAAAUUUAGUUGUUAAAUUAAAAGUUUUUAUGAGCGCAUGAGAAAAUUUAAAACUGUGAUAAUAUACAUUAUACAGUAA
Messenger RNA from Xenia sp. Carnegie-2017, 1749 nucleotides. RefSeq names its product leucine-rich repeats and immunoglobulin-like domains protein 1. The record is from RefSeq and is a predicted model, not a curated record. Lineage: Eukaryota; Metazoa; Cnidaria; Anthozoa; Malacalcyonacea; Xeniidae. The transcript is spliced from 5 exons. Bases 46 to 930 code for a protein of 294 amino acids.